CUCACUUUAAUCAUUCAAUGUUGAUGUUAUGAACUACAAACUCCAUCUACCUACAUCCUUCACCAAAAUGUCCUAUCUCAUAAGUUGAACACCUAUUUGUUGUUGUUAAUGAUUGAAGUCGAACCUAUGUUAAGGAGUACGAAAAGUAAACGCCAGAAUAAGUAGACAACCGCCAGUUAUAUCAUCAUGGGGGUAGCUGCCCUCCCUGAAAGAAAGAUGUCAUGGGGUAGACUUUGGAGCCGACAACGUGGCCAAGACUAUAUGCGCGUUGGUAAAAAUGAAGAGAGCGAAUAUUCUCCCGAAACAAGAAUAGAUUCAGAGGACAAUAUAACACGAGACGCCCCUAAAAGGAAACGCUGGCGGGGCUACCUCACUUGUGGUAGUAUAUGGGGGGUGACAAUUCUUGCCAUCACUCUGCUCAUAAGUCUGCUUCUUUCUAUCGCAAGGAGUUUGUGGGGCAUAGAAGACGAUCCGGACAAAAUAUUUGGUAAUUGGGGAAAGCCAGGGACAGAAACUGAAGGCUUAGCUUGGUAUCCUACAGAUUUCCUCCGAGACGUCGUCCCGAUACGAUGUCAUUCACAUAAUGAUUACUGGCGCAAAGUGCCGCUCUUUUCGGCACUACACGCCGGCUGCAUCGGAGUUGAAGCAGAUGUUUGGCUUUUUGAUGAUGAUCCAAAACUCUACGUCGGGCAUGAUACCGCCGCCUUGACUACGAAUCGCAGCUUCGAAUCUCUUUAUAUAAACCCUUUAGUAGAUCUGCUCAAUCGAACAAACCCACAUACGCCAUUCUACAACGAUACUCGACGCGGCGUGUUCGACUAUGAUCCAGAGCAAGCCGUUAUCCUCUUGGUUGAUUUAAAGACGGAUGGGGCUCAAAUUUGGCCACAUGUUCUAGCCCAACUAGAACCUCUCAGAUCAAGAGGUUGGCUCACCUACGUUGAAGAUCAAGUUGUCCAUCAGCGCCAAGUAACCGUCGUGGGCACCGGAAACACGCCAUUUGAUCUAGUGGUGCAAAAUUCCACGUACCGAGAUGCUUUCUUUGAUGCACCGCUUGCAGAAAUGUGGGAAGAUCCUAGUGUCCCCGAUACUGGCUCUACAAACACUACAUAUAACGAGACGAAUUCACUAUACGCCAGCACAAGUCUCACAGAAGCUGUGGGGUUGAUAUUUGGUGGUUUUAGUGAUAGCCAGCUUCGCACAAUCCGCGGGCAGAUCAAGGGGGCUCACCAGAGAGGACUCAAGGUUCGGUAUUGGGAUACGCCUGGAUGGCCUAUCGGACUGAGGAACAAGGUCUGGCAUACUUUGAUGGAAGAAGGGGUAGACAUGCUGAAUGUGGAUGACCUUAAGAGUGCUGCAAGGAAAGAAUGGUAAGACCCUGCUUGAGUUUGUAUUGAAUAAAAGUAUUUUUAGAAUAAUAUUUAGAGAUUUCUAGUACAAUGCAAAGCCUUUCAAUUUGCCAAUAACUACAACAGCUGUUAUGAGGUCACAUGUGGUGCUUUAUCUAGGGUAGUUAUUUAUACUUAGCACCUACUAGUUACUAUGUACUAUGUAGUAGUGUUCAAGGUUCCCACUUUACAGGGGACAGCUAUGAAAUGGCCCUCACUAAAUAACCCCGCUAUUAGUUAUCCC
This is a messenger RNA of Hypoxylon fragiforme, 1629 nucleotides long. RefSeq lists its product as uncharacterized. Gene Ontology annotation, biological process: lipid metabolic process. Lineage: Eukaryota; Fungi; Ascomycota; Sordariomycetes; Xylariales; Hypoxylaceae. The record is from RefSeq and is a predicted model, not a curated record. Gene Ontology annotation, molecular function: phosphoric diester hydrolase activity. The coding region runs from base 187 to 1371 and encodes 394 amino acids. The transcript has 3 exons.